This is a messenger RNA of Thamnophis elegans (Western terrestrial garter snake), 732 nucleotides long. RefSeq names its product piwi-like protein 1. Bases 1 to 732 code for a protein of 243 amino acids. The record is from RefSeq and is a predicted model, not a curated record. Gene Ontology annotation, biological process: regulatory ncRNA-mediated gene silencing. The transcript is spliced from 2 exons. Gene Ontology annotation, molecular function: piRNA binding. Gene Ontology annotation, cellular component: P granule. Lineage: Eukaryota; Metazoa; Chordata; Lepidosauria; Squamata; Natricidae.
AUGUCAUGUUACCAUGACAUUUCAGCUGGACGGCGAUCAGUGGCGGCAUUUGUUACGAGUUUGAAUCAUGGAAUGACCCGAUGGUAUUCACGCUGUGUGCUUCAGGAUCGUGGGCAAGAAAUUGUGGAUGGACUCAAAGUGUGCCUACAAGCGGCACUCAGGACAUGGUACUCCUACAAUGAACACAUGCCUACUCGUAUCAUCGUGUAUCGCGACGGUGUUGGUGACGGUCAGUUAAAAACCUUGGUGAGCUAUGAAAUCCCACAAUUUUUGGAAUGCUUGAAAACAGUUGGGGCUGACUACCACCCCAAACUCACAGUGAUCGUGGUGAAGAAGCAUGUGAACAGCAGAUUCUUUGCCAAAAUUGAAGGAAAACUACAGAAUCCACCACCUGGCACAGUUAUUGACUUAGAGGUUACUAGACCAGAAUGGUACGAUUUCUUCAUUGUCAGUCAGUCGGUGAAAAGUGGCACAGUUGCACCCACCCAUUACAACGUAAUCUAUGACAGCAGUGCGCUAAAGCCUGACUACAUGCAGAGGCUGACAUAUAAGCUGUGUCAUAUGUACUACAAUUGGCCGGGAGUCAUUCGGGUGCCUGCUCCAUGCCAGUAUGCCCAUAAGACAUAUUUGGACAACACUGGUCUAUAUUUCUGGAAUCUUAGAAUUCUGGAAUCUCCCUACAGCAAGGGCAUCAAACAGGCGGUCCAGAGUUGUCCCACAGGGCUGACCUGA